Molecule: messenger RNA, 1239 nt
Organism: Phaeoacremonium minimum UCRPA7
Lineage: Eukaryota; Fungi; Ascomycota; Sordariomycetes; Togniniales; Togniniaceae
Product: putative ubiquinol-cytochrome-c reductase cytochrome c1 protein
Exons: 2
Coding region: 1-1239 (412 amino acids)
Source: RefSeq, a predicted model, not a curated record
AUGGUUGUCGACUCAGCCACUAGGCGCCGAGUCUAUGUUUAUUGCCGGCCCAUAUUCACCAGCGGCAACAACGCCCAGCUGCGAAAGCGAAAGAAAAUAAAGCAGGUGAUCAAGGCGAAUAAACGCUUGUUGCAGUCUUUGUUGGGUGAUAUGAGCGAGAAAACGCUGGUUGAGACCCUCCACGACCUGCUCAAUAAGAACAUUUUCUCUUCCGAGUUCUGCGCCAAGGUUGAGUUCCCAUCACUCUUUCGCUCUUCACCGCUUCGUGAAGUCCAGCGUCAAACAUCAGAGUUGAAUGCGGCUCGCUCCACGGCGGUAGUGCUGGACGAGAUUGCAUCUCAGGAUGGGGAACGACAAAGUCUGGAGAUUGUUGAGGAAGGACCAGUAGAUGGUGUAUACUUAGACUCGGCGGGCGACAUUGGUGCGGAAGAAGAUGUUCCUGGAAUUCUUGUUGAGAAGCCUUCUGCUCCAGAGAAACUUCCCUCGCUCUAUCCGUCCUAUUUGCCAUACCAGGCUCAACACCUGAUUUUUAACAAAACGCAGCAGGUCCUUGAAGAAUGCUGCUUUGAGUUUGCAGCUAACGUAUUGCCAUCGGUUCUCCAGCAGAAGAAAUGGGAGUGCCCAGCCGCUGUGGAGCUUACUCAAUGGACAAAGCUGUUCCGCUCGAAACAGACCAAAAGUCGUCUCCAAGGCCAUUUUGUAGAUAUGCACACCGAAGAGUUCGAAGAAGUGCUGACACGGGUGGCUGAGCUCCGACACACUGCCGUUCAUCGACUGACUACGACAGCCAGAGGCAUUAGUCGGCUCCUCGAGUCCUCCGUCAAACUCGCGCAGGCACUUCACGAUAACCUACGUGCCGCACAGCUCCAAGAACUGCUGUCAGACGUAGAUAGUCAGAUCCAGGCUAUGGAGCUUUACAAGAACGUUUUGGAAGACACAACAUCUCGAAAACUUGAGGAAAUCCAGCGAAAACGCGAGGAGCUGGACAAAAUGGAGAAAGACUUGGUUGAGGGAAUGUUGACGGAUGAUACGGAUCGUAAAAUCCUUAUUGGACGGCUCCUGGAGGAGUCUGUUACUCAUAUAUUUAGCAAGCAAGAACAAGGUCUGAAAAGAGAGGGAGAGGAAUGUGAGGACGAGGAGAAUGGCGAGAACGAGAACGACGAUGACGAUGACGACGAAGGCGAAGAUGAGGACGAGGAUAAGAAGGAUCCCGAUACAUUGAUCAACUGCACAAACUGA